AGUUUCUGCCGUGAUAUCAUCGGGAGCGCUGGUUCAUUAAGAACAUCCGAACCCGCUGCCGAUCGGCUUCCCCAUACCCCCCUUACAGUAACCAGCGUGACACUGGCCAGCCUGCCCCAUUGUUAGACAACAGGAAACUCUGUAGGGAAAAAAGCAACGCGACACAGACCCAUAGAGACACAGUCACGCUUCCCUUCUGCGCCCUAAAGAAGCCACAACCCUAAACGGAAGAAGGACAGCAUGGCCAGGGACAAAGCUAAAGAAACCGAUGGCGGCUGGAGGAAAUUUAUCUGGAAUGCCGAUAAGAAGGAAUUUCUAGGCAGAACAGGUGGCAGCUGGUUUAAAAUUUUAUUGUUCUAUCUCAUCUUCUAUGGGUGCCUUGCUGGUAUAUUUAUUGGGACCAUUCAAGUACUCCUGUUAACCAUCAGCGAAUUUGAACCAAAGUAUCAAGAUCGUGUUGCACCUCCAGGACUGACACAAUUACCCAGAGCCGUAAAAACUGAAAUCUCAUUUUCACCGAGCGAUUCUAAUAGCUAUCAGGAGUAUGUGAAAAGCAUGGAUAACUUUCUUUCUAAGUACAACAAUGAAAAACAAGGAUCCAAUAUGUUUGAAGAUUGUGGAACUAUCCCUGGGCCAUAUCAUGAGAGGGGAGCUCUCAACAAAGAUGAAGGAAUGAAAAAAUCUUGUGUCUUCAGACGUGAAUGGUUGCAGAACUGCUCUGGACUAAAUGAUCCUUCCUAUGGAUUUGCAGAUGGCAAGCCAUGCGUCAUUGUGAAGCUUAACCGAAUCUUGGCAUUUAAGCCAGUGCCUCCACAGAAUAACAGUCUUCCACCUGAAAUGACAUUGAACUACAACCCAUACGUCAUCCCUAUCCACUGCCAGGCCAAGAAAGAAGAAGACAUAGAAAAAAUCAAGGAGGUGAAAUAUUAUGGAAUGGGCGGAUUUGCAGGAUUCCCACUGACGUACUAUCCUUACUAUGGAAAACUACUGCAGCCUGACUAUCUACAGCCUCUUAUUGCUGUGCAGUUUACCAAUAUCACAUUUGAUGCAGAAGUCCGUAUAGAGUGCAAGGCUUAUGGUGAAAAUAUAGAUUAUCAUGACAAAGACCGCUUUCAGGGACGUUUUGAUGUCAAAUUUGAUAUAAAGAGUAGCUGAUCUCAAGCACGACCCGCAUAAAUCUCCCUCCCCCAAAAAACUUCUAGUCUUGAACAAACUGUCAUGUAUGGGACCUACACUAAAUAUAUAUGCUUUACACUAGCUUUCCGCUUCUACUAGGUUAGAAUGUAAAAUCAAGGUGUAGCAAUAGAAAGAAGUAUUUAUUCUACGGUAAUUGAUUCAAUUCAAUGACUUGAACCUUGGGAAAUGCCCAUUUUGCUGUAAAUUGUUAUUCCAUCAUCAAAAUGUAGUAAAAGCAGUGUUUCUGGCCACAAACUAUUACUGCUUUUCUUUUUAUAUUUUUAGUGUAUUUGUACAGUAGCAUAAAGCGCAGAUUCUACGGUCUAGGCCAAGCCAUGUUCUUUGUUUUUUUGUUUCUGCUUUGUGAGCAAGUUUGUAGUCCAAGGUGUAAAUAGUCUGUAAUGGGGAUAAAACUGGCAUGGUAAUUUUGUUGCUACUUUUUUUUUUAGUUUUUUUUUUAAUUUGAACAGAAGUGGUGGCCAACCAAUGACAUUUAAUAGCACUCCACAAGUCCUUUAAAUAAGGCAUUGAUUUGUUUUAUUUGUAAAAAAAAAAAAAAAGCUUUUGUUUUUGUCUUUCUCUUCUUAGUUUCACUGAUAUGCAAGAGGUGAUGGGUUGUGCGGUGCUUUUUAUUUAAUGCUUUUUAUAGAAACUUUUCCCUUUAAAGCCCAUUAUGAAGGUGUGUGGCCCGAGUCCAACUGUCACUUUUUGUCAGGAAUAGGGCUAAUAGUUUUUGAGUUAUAUAUAUAUAAAUAUUUUUAUUUUAUGUUUUUUUUGUUUUUUUUUCUGGAAGCAUCACGGUUUGGUGCUGUGUCUUUACAAAUGUUUUAACCAUUUUCAUGGUGGAAGAAUUUUAUAUUUAUGCAGUUGUACAAUUUUUAUUUUUCUUCAAGAAAAAGAAACGUAUGAGAUGAACCAAAGUAACCUGUUGGAAAAUAAAUCUUUAUUUUAAAACAACGUUCAUGGCAAUGCAGUAUCCCUAUUUAAAUGUCUACUGUGCGCACAUUGUUCAUACAUCUGUAAUAAUUGCCAGGAGUCUUGUGCUCUUGUUGGAACUUCAGUCAAGUUAAACAUGAGACAAUAAAACAAAUGAAUGAA
Molecule: messenger RNA, 2274 nt
Organism: Xenopus laevis (African clawed frog)
Lineage: Eukaryota; Metazoa; Chordata; Amphibia; Anura; Pipidae
Gene: atp1b1.S
Product: ATPase Na+/K+ transporting subunit beta 1 S homeolog
Biological process (GO): intracellular potassium ion homeostasis; potassium ion transport; sodium ion export across plasma membrane
Cellular component (GO): plasma membrane; sodium:potassium-exchanging ATPase complex; membrane
Molecular function (GO): ATPase activator activity
Source: RefSeq, marked provisional